This is a messenger RNA of Cimex lectularius (bed bug), 1173 nucleotides long. RefSeq names its product aryl-hydrocarbon-interacting protein-like 1. Gene Ontology annotation, molecular function: protein binding; peptidyl-prolyl cis-trans isomerase activity. NCBI's taxonomy places the organism in Eukaryota, Metazoa, Arthropoda, Insecta, Hemiptera, Cimicidae. The transcript has 6 exons. The coding region runs from base 174 to 1136 and encodes 320 amino acids. The record is from RefSeq and is a predicted model, not a curated record.
CAGGUCUACCUUCUCACUACUAUCUCACAUACUGACCUCUUUGUAACAUUAUAUUCUGUUUGUAAACUCAUCUGUAGCUGUUAUAACUUUUUAUUUUUAUUUUCAACGAAAAGUUUUCUCUUUUUGUAUAAACGCAAUUAUUUGUCUAUCAAAAUGCGAGAUUAUUGAAGGAUAUGGGCAAAAUGGGAGACCAGCAUAAAAUAAAGAAAACGGUUUUGCACGCGGGAACAACUUACACACCGCUAAACGAUGGAGACAGGGUCACAUUUCACUUUCAAACAAGGAAAUGCGAUGAUAAUAAGACAGUGAUAGAUGAUAGCAGGAAGAAUGGCCAGCCGAUGACUCUAGUCCUUGGAAAAAAGUUCAAACUGGAGGUGUGGGAGUCGAUAGUGAAACAGAUGUCUGUAAAUGAAGUGGCAUCAUUUGUUGUUGACAAAUCGUUAGUGCUCACGUAUCCGCUGGUCGCUAAGACACUCAGAGACUGCAAAAACGAGGCGUAUAAAAGGCGUCCGAGGCACUGUACCGGCCAUUUUUUUCAUGGCCUGGAAUACGAUGAUCUUGAUGAAUUGAUGAAGAACCCCUGUGAUCUUGAGUUCAUCAUCGAGCUCAUCUCUGUCGAACACUCCAACGAAUACGAACACGAGACGUGGCAGCUCAACGAGGAGGACAGGAUCCUGCAAAUUCCGAAACUGAGGGAAGAAGGCAACAGUCUUUAUAAAAGCAAACAGUAUGAAAAGGCUGCUGAAAAGUAUUCAAGAGCGAUUGGCUUCCUCGAACAACUAAUGCUUAGUGAGAAGCCCAGGGCAAGCGAAUGGAACGAAUUGAACAAACAGAAACUCCCCCUUCUUCUAAAUUUUGCCCAAUGCAAACUCGUACUGAAGGAAUACUAUGAAGUCAUUGAACACUGCAGUUCUGUUUUAGAAUUCGAACCAGACAAUGUGAAAGCUCUUUAUCGAAGGGGCAAAGCACAUGCAGCAGUGUGGAAUGGCAAAGAGGCCAAGGAUGACCUGACGAAAGCUUUACGGCUCGACCCAUCCCUUGAAAAGGAUAUUACCAACCAGCUGAAAGCGAUUGAAAUACAAAACCGCGAAAGGGAGAGUGUAAUGAAAGAAAAACUCCAAGGGAAAUUGUUUUAAAAUUAAAUUUUUUUUUCAAUAAAAUAAUUUGUCUUGU